This is a messenger RNA of Trypanosoma rangeli, 1137 nucleotides long. RefSeq names its product putative pyruvate dehydrogenase E1 component alpha subunit. Lineage: Eukaryota; Euglenozoa; Kinetoplastea; Trypanosomatida; Trypanosomatidae. The record is from RefSeq and is a predicted model, not a curated record. Bases 1 to 1137 code for a protein of 378 amino acids. The transcript has a single exon. Gene Ontology annotation, molecular function: oxidoreductase activity, acting on the aldehyde or oxo group of donors, disulfide as acceptor.
AUGUUCAAGAGUGCAAGUCGUGUUCUAUUGUCCCUCAAGACAAUUUCCAUCAAUCCGCAGAAACCUUUUAAGCUGCACACUGCUGGCCGUGAUGAUAUUCCUCCUAUUCCGACCACUGCCACGUACGACACAGAGGUAAUGAAGAAGAACCUUGAAAUGAUGUUUCGUGUUCGUCGUGUGGAAUCACUUUGUGAUCAGUCGUACAAGCUCAAGAAGAUUCGUGGCUUUUGUCAUCUGUACAUUGGCCAGGAAGCCAUUCCCGUUGGCAUGGAGAAUGUUCUAACACAUGAGGAUCCUAUUGUCACGGCCUACCGUGAUCAUGCAUGGUAUCUUGUUCGGGGUGGGACACCGGAGAAAAUGUUUGCCGAGGUGUUUGGCAAAGAAGGUGGGUGCUCUAAGGGAAAGGGCGGCAGCAUGCACAUGUAUUCUGUAAAGUACAACUUCUUUGGAGGGAACGGAAUUGUGGGGGCACAGGUGCCAAUUGGUGCCGGACUUGCAUGGCGUUUUGCCCUUGAGAACCGUGAUAAGCCGAGCAAUGUGGCGGUUGUCUUCUACGGUGACGGCGCGGCGAAUCAGGGGCAGGUGUUCGAAGCCAUGAAUAUUGCAGCACUGCAACGCAUUCCUGUCAUCUUCUGUUGCGAAAAUAAUCAAUUUGGUAUGGGUACGAGCAAAGACCGUGCAGCAUACCAGCCGGAGAUGUACCGUCGCGGUGACUACAUUCCUGGUCUAAGGGUUGAUGGCAUGGAUGUGCUUGCGGUGCAGGAGAGCACUCGGUGGGCGAAGGAAUGGUGUCUGUCUGGGAAGGGGCCCAUUGUACUUGAGUUUGACUGUUAUCGUUAUGUUGGCCACUCCAUGAGUGACCCAGACAGCCAGUAUCGCACAAAGAGUGACAUCCAGAAGGUGCGUAAAACGCGUGACUGUAUUCACAAGAUGAAAGAUUUUAUGCGUGAAGAGGGAAUCAUGACGGAGGAAGAGAUGGUGAAGCUCGAGAAGGAAAUCAAGAAGGAGGUUGACCAGCAGCUGCUUCCGGCGGAGAAGCAGAAACCGACACCGCUUAGCGAGCUCUUUACAGAUAUUUACGUUGGAGAACAGUACGAGCACCGCACGACGCAGGGCACAGUCUAUGCCAACCCGUGA